GUCCUGAGCAUCUACGCGGACUUGGGCAUCACCGGCUUUGCCCUGCCGCCGCCUUUGGAGAACAUGCUCGAAGGUAAUGAGAUGAGAGAUAUGAUCGCGAAGGCCAUCAUGGAAGGUGCGAUGACGGCACACAUCCCUUGGGACUGUUUGCUUGGUUUCUCCAGUUUCGAAAGCUACGUUGGAGAUCUGCUGGGGGAUGCCAUCGCUGCUCUGGGCUUCCCUUGGCAGCUGCAGUUGGUUGAGCUACUAAGCUCGGACAAGCUCUUUUGCGAGGAGCCUUGGAAGACAGACGGCUUCGACGAGUUUCCAUGUGCCAAGGAAAUAGGCUGCCAGGGCUCUGGCGUUUCGAGCCUGCCGGAGGACGGCGUCAUGCAGGUGCCAGCAGAACUCUCGACGACUACCACGACCACUCCAUUCGCUGCAUUCUGCUCCUCCCCCAGGAUUGCUUUUGGAGAUCGAUUCAUCGAGCUCUACGAUUUCCGCAUUGCCCAGCACGAUGAUGACCGGCUCACGAUCACGCACAAGGAGAGUGCCAGCGUGCUCAUGAUGUUCGACAAAGCAUGGAGCCGCGCCAACGAGUAUGCGGAUGAAAAUAGCAAAGCACACUACAAGACCGAGGUUUGGGAGAGGCCCACAGGAGCCGAAUACGUGAAAGGCAGCAUCAAGAUGGGGUUCCAGUUCAUCCAAAUUGGAAACUUCCGCUUGGGUGCCGACGACUGGCACAUGGACCCCUCGACCCCGGGCGUCCUUCGCGAGUGGAAGCACGACCGCACCAUCAGGGACCGUGCAGAGGGGCCUCCCGCGGGCAUCAUCCUCGGAUGGCGGUUUCUUCAAAUCGGCAAGUUCCGCAUUUCGGCGGAUUAUCGUCAACUUGCGAUUAUGAACCCCGAUGAUUCCCACCCGAAGAAGAUCAUUGAGUACUUUGACAAAGACGGUACUCAUAAAAGGGACUACGACGACGAAUGGCUUCGCACUGCGUUCAUGGACGACCGUCCCUUUCGAUGGCCUUGCCGCAGCGCUGCCGACUUGGCCUUUGGGCCCUGCGAUCCGAGCUUUGUGGCCUGGGGCGACCGCUUCGUCCAGCUCGGCGAUUUUCGUCUGGCGGCCAUGGAUGAAAACCACUUCAGCGUCUCGUCCAGGGAUGGCUGGACGGCACAAAUCUUCAAAAGCGAUGGAACCUUACACCCAGGACCCCGAAGAGACUGGGGUUCAUGGGAUCGGCCGGUCGGGUUCCCUCACGGCAUUACCUUCGGGCGAAACUUCCUGCAAAUUGGAUUGUUUGACUUUGCAGACGUGGAUGGCAUGCACCUCACCAUCUCCCACAUUAAUGGGAAUACUCCGCAGCUUUUCAAGUAUGACGGAAACACCUAUCCCCAUCAAUCGUCGCGAGACUUCAGCAGCUGGCACCGGGAAGAAAUGGUUGCCGGGCCCGCAACCGGCGUCCGAUAUGGGAAAGACUUCCUGGAAAUCGGCAAGUUCCGAAUCGGAGCCGUGCGAUACGAAUCCACAACGGGACAAUGGGAUCAUCUCGUGGUCAGCCAUGGAACCCAGACGAUCCAAGUCUACAGAGACGAUGGUCUGAGAUUUGGGGCAGUUGCUUGGGCGGGCAAGGUGCUGGCCGAGCGGCCCACACAAUCGCACUGCGGAGCCAUCCAGGUCGUGAACGCGGACGGCACAAACGAAGCAGACGUAGGGAACCAGGACCCAUUUGGCCAGGUCGGCCAGAACACCCGGAUAGACUGGAACGCCUGGAACCACGAGUUCGAGCCUCGGGAAGUUCCCAAGCCCUUUGUUUCUUUUGGGGACAACUUCAUCGAGUUGCGGGAAUACUCCAUUCUGGCAUUUUCGCGUGACGGAGUGCACGGUCACCUUAGCUUCGGCGGCGUCUUUAGUGGUCCACAUGCGCGCAUUCACGGUGCGCCAAAAGGCAUCACUUUCGGCGAUCGCUUCAUCCAAAUCGGAAAAUUUAGAAUCGGAGAUGUGGAUGGAAAAAGGCUCUCCGUGGCACAUGUGGGCGACGAAAGCGGCACGGACAAGACCAUCGCCGUCUACCAAGAUGAUGGCAACCGGGUGUUAUCACCACCUGGAGCAACAAACACCACAGUGGGCCGGCCUUUAACACCGUGCAAGGUCACCGAGCUCCACUGA
Symbiodinium necroappetens is the source of this 2148-nucleotide messenger RNA. The record is from the annotation of a GenBank genome assembly. Lineage: Eukaryota; Dinophyceae; Suessiales; Symbiodiniaceae.